AUGAGACUGAUUAUCCCUCUCGCCGUAGCGGCCGGCUCUCUCAGCCCCGUCGCUGCCAUUGCUGUCCCUCUGCCUCUGCAGCCUGCACGGGACUCGUUCCCGUCAGCCCGUGUGCCUACUACCGCUUGGUCCGAUCGUCCCGGCCCACUGCGUGCCGAAAACACCGAGGACACCAGAGCACCCGAUGCGCUGCCGGGCCGCCGCAUUGGUCGUCUUGGUGGCUAUAGUCGGCAGGACACGGCUGUCGGCAAUGCGGUCGAGUCGCUUUUCGUCCAUGUCGUCGUGGUCUCCACAACGACAAGCACCGAGUUCCAGACGGCCACGACCACGGGCACCAUCACGCCAACCGCCAAGCGGCCCACGCCGCUGUCCACCAAGUCGCCUACGACCUCCGCACCGUCCAGCUCCUCGCGUACUUCGUCGCUGUCCUGCGACCUGCGGUACUGCGAUGCCGGCACGUCGUACUGCGAGUACUGGGGCGGCUACUCGUCCUUUGAUGUGAGCCAGGGCCGGCCGAUCCCAGGCGAGACGCGCUCUUCCAUUGGCGUCUGCAGCACACGUGCUUCGCCAGGGCCAGUGGACUCGACCACCACCAGCUCCAGCUCCAGCUCUCGUGCCGGCGGCCGUAGCAGCAGCAGCAGCAGCAGCAGCAGCUCGGCCGCCUUCAGCAGCAAAGAUCCCCUCGACAGCAUCACCUGCACGUCGGCAAUCAAGUCGACUGCGAGUGUGCGUGCUUAG
Molecule: messenger RNA, 738 nt
Organism: Sporothrix schenckii 1099-18
Lineage: Eukaryota; Fungi; Ascomycota; Sordariomycetes; Ophiostomatales; Ophiostomataceae
Exons: 1
Coding region: 1-738 (245 amino acids)
Source: RefSeq, a predicted model, not a curated record